AUGUUCGAUAAAUUGCUGGAUAAUGUACGAUAUUUCUUUUCUCCAGAAGCAUUGGAUGCUCGUAUUGAGCCAGACUUCGAGUUUAUUGCUGCAAAUAAAAGAAAUGGGCACAUAUCACCGCCUUUAUGGGAUACCUUCGAAUUCAGAUUUUACUACGUCGGUUUCGCCAUCAUCGUUCCAUUCAUGUUUAGAACAGUUAUACAUGUUACGAAUGAAUCCAAUGAGAAUUACAAUAAGUUUGAAAGAUACCUCUCUAAAGGCUGGUUGUUCGGAAGAAAAGUAGACCAUAGCGAUAUCCAGUAUAAAUUUCUCAGGGAACAUUUUUUCCCAAUGUUGAAAAUAAUUGCUGUAUAUCUUGCUAUUAGGAGGGCUACAGCAUUUAUCUCUAGGAGCAUCACAAGAUUGAGAUUUGACUCUAUUUUUGGACUGAUCUUUGUCUUUGGUCUGCAUGGUGUCAAUGCCUUUAAAAUUUUCUUUCAUAUGAUAAUAAUGUAUGCUACUGUGCAUGUCUUCCAAAGUACAAGGCCGGUUGCAACUGUCUUAACCUGGGCAUAUGGAAUAACUAGUUUGUUUUUAAAUUCAAAAUUCAGAAGCUAUUCUUUUGGAGAUUUUUCUACAUUGUUAAGACCGCUGGACAGUCUUCCUACAGGAACAAUUAAAAGGUGGGAUGCUUUUUACAAUUUUGCUUUAUUGCGAUUACUGAGUUAUACAUUUGAUUACCUAGAAAAUUUAGACAAUCGAAGAAGGAAAGUUACCACAACAAGAACUGCAUACGGCCUUGACACACACGUAGCUAAGCGAAGAGAGAAAUGGUCUAGAAACAAUAGAUCAGCAUCCAAGAAAAGUCAUAAUCCUCAUAAAGUCGUAACCUUGAAUGAAAGAGAAAGAUUAGUGGCUCCAUUAAGUAUUGAAGAAUACAACUUUUUUAACUUCACUUCAUACAUACUUUAUGCCCCACUUUUCAUUGCUGGUCCCAUUAUUACCUACAAUGAUUACAUUUAUCAGUCAUAUCAUACAUUGCCUUCAAUCAAUAUCAAACGAAUUUCAAUAUAUAUGCUAAGAUUCAUAGUAAUAGUAUUGACGAUGGAAGUUUUUUCACAUUACAUAUAUGUAGAUGCAGCUUCCAAAGUUAUGGCAUGGGAACAUAAUACACCGUUUGAAUUAUCGAUGAUUGGAUUAUUCAUCCUAAAUAUAACAUCUUUUAAAAUGACGAUUGUCUGGAGGUUUUUUCGACUGUGGGCCUUGGUUGACGGGAUUGAUGCUCCAGAAAAUAUGAUUCGAUUAAUAGAUAACAACUACAGUACUCAAGGAUUUUGGAGGGCAUGGCAUCGUUCCUAUAAUAAAUGGCUUAUCCGUUAUGUAUACGUUCCAUUAGGUGGCUCACAUCGAAGGGUUGUGGCAUGUUUAGCAAUUUUCACGUUUGUUGCCAUCUGGCACGAUAUCCAACUCCAUCUUUUAAAGUGGGGCUGGCUAAUUGUUUUAUCAUUUUUGCCAGAGAUGAUUUUGGUCAAGUCGUUCACAUCCUACAAACACAAAUGGUGGUACAGGUACAUAUCCGCCCUGGGAGGGGUAAUAAACAUUUGGAUAAUGAUGAUAGCCAAUUUGUUUGGGUACUGUAUAGGAUACGAAGGUACUGUCGGUAUGUUACAUGAUAUGUUUUGCACCAUGUCUGGUUUCGUCUAUUUCGUUAUAACUACAUAUUGUUUAGGUUACACGGUUUUGAUUAUGUUUGAGCUAAGAGAAGACGAAAAAAGGCGUGGUAUUAAUCUAAAGUGUUGA
Kazachstania africana CBS 2517 is the source of this 1779-nucleotide messenger RNA. RefSeq lists its product as uncharacterized. Bases 1 to 1779 code for a protein of 592 amino acids. Gene Ontology annotation, biological process: GPI anchor biosynthetic process. Lineage: Eukaryota; Fungi; Ascomycota; Saccharomycetes; Saccharomycetales; Saccharomycetaceae. The transcript has a single exon. Gene Ontology annotation, cellular component: endoplasmic reticulum. The record is from RefSeq and is a predicted model, not a curated record.